Messenger RNA from Saccostrea echinata, 2907 nucleotides. RefSeq lists its product as uncharacterized. Bases 1 to 1887 code for a protein of 628 amino acids. The transcript has 19 exons. The record is from RefSeq and is a predicted model, not a curated record. NCBI's taxonomy places the organism in Eukaryota, Metazoa, Mollusca, Bivalvia, Ostreida, Ostreidae.
AUGAAUAAGAUUGGGAUAUUCUUGCUGGCCAUUUCUGUGUUUGAUUUAAUGAUAUUUGGAAAAGCUGUUUACAGCCAUUAUAAAACUGACAAAGCUGCAGUAGAUACGAUUCAGAAAAUACAGAAAGAAUAUUGGUCCUGGCGUAUGGAGAACGAACCAGAAUAUGGUACUUAUAUUGGACUGUACGCCAAUAAUGAUCGAGUUUAUUCCUACGACAUAAGCAUGUUUGAAGUUAGAAAGAAUAAAACACAAGGAUUUCUAAACAGACUCAAUGCUAUAAGCUCAAAUAUAUCCUCCUCAGAAAGGAUCAACUACCUCAUUCUAAAAGAUACGUUUGAGACUUAUAUUAAUGGAUCUCAAUGGGCCUGGUAUGGCGCGCUGAAUCCGAUGAAUUUUCUGGAGGGUGUCCAGCUAUACACAAGUGCUGUAAAAGCGUCAUCAAACUCCAGAGGAGAUUUCGAAAAUUAUAUCGCUAGACUGAAUGCAAUACCCCACCAGAUUGAUGAAAUAGAGGAAACAUUUCGUGAAGCAAUUCGACUGAACAGAACGUACCACAACGUAUCAGUUGCAGGUGUUCCAGCAAUGAUAGAUAAGUUUUUAGUGGAACCAAUACAAUCCUCAUUUUACUCACCCUUUAACAACUCCUUAACGAAUGCUGCUAGUAUACCAGAAAAUGAAAAAACAGGAAUUAGAGAAAGAGGGCUCCAAGCUGUAAAUAGGACGAUUGAAGCAUACCGAAAAAUCAAAGAAUUUAUAAUUAAUGAAUACAUGCCUAAUACUCGUUCACAUUAUGGUGUCAACAGUCUGCAAGGCGGUUCUGAUUAUUAUCGUGCAUGCCUGACUUGGCACUUGUCUUUCAACAUGACACCGGAAGAAGUUCAUAAAGUGGGAGAACAGGAAGUGGAAAGAAUUCAUGGAGAGAUGAAGAAGACAAUGCAAAAACUUGGUCAUACUGGCACGGUGAAAGAUUUCUUUAACAGUCUUGUUAACGACUCUCGGUUCUACUCAAACAAUUCUGAGACUAUUUUAGCAGAAUACAACGAUAUUGUCUUCAACAGAAUUAACCCAAAGUUACCGGAAUUCUUUAAAAAUAUACCAGAUGUACCCCUUGAAAUAAGGAAGAUGACGUAUGAUGGUCCAGGGGGAGGUUACUCAUCAGCGACAGAGGAAUAUCCUGGCGUAUUUUCCAUCAACCUAUUCAGGCCACUGGAGAACCCUUUCUUUGAUUUUAUGGCUCUGAGUCUUCACGAAGCUAGCCCUGGACAUCAUUUACAGCACAGUUACGCACUGAAGGCAAAUCUACCGGAUUACAGACGGCACACUCCCUUAUCUUUUUACGAUGUUCCUGUUUGGUUUCCAUGGUAUUCCGCCUACUCUGAGGGAUGGGCGUUAUAUUCAGAAUAUCUUGGAGUAGAAAUGGGAUUAUAUAAAGACGACUAUGAGUUGAUGGGACGGUACAGUGCAGAAAUUCUUCGAGCCUGCAGACUUGUUGUUGACACAGGGUUACAUUACUACAAUUGGGACAAGCAGAAGGCUAUUGAUUACAUGCUGAACUAUACAGCUUAUUCUUACGAGGCUACGGAGAUAGAAGUCAAUAGAUACAUCACGUGGCCUGGACAGGCAUGUGCGUACAAAAUAGGCGAAAUUAAGAUCAAGGAUCUCCGAAAAAAAGCAGAGACUGAAUUAGGCACUAAAUUUGACCUCCGAGAUUUCCAUUCUAUUAUUCUUAACAAUGGAGCUGUUCCUAUGUCAGUGCUAGAGAUGAUAGUCGAGGAAUGGAUUGAAGAAGUCAAGGCGACUCCUCUCUCAUCUGGAGCUUCCAAUGUGAACAACAAACAUGUGGCACAACUAUGUGUUAUACUAGUUUUCUUGCGUUUUUAUUUAUAAAUGAGAUCAGGUAAAUUUAUCUUGAAGAAUGAACGUACUCUGGUUAAUUGUUUGUUGAACAUUCAAUAGUGAGAUAAUACGUAUUAAACUGAGAAUACUUUAACAGAGAUCACAAAAAUAAAUAACUAAAAAAAUCAUAUGUCUUGACUGGGUGCUUGCCUUUAGUUAUCUCAGAAUUGGUUGCAACAUUCAUAUUAAUGAUUAAUAAUAAGCAAGAUGUCGUACAUUGGCUUCAUUCUUUCAAUGGACUUGUUUGUUUUUCUUUACAAUGAAUUCCAUGAAUUGUGUUGUCUUUCAAUUAUUAUAUGUAUACAAAGUUUUGCACGUAAAAGUAUUUUGUAAGGAAUAUACAUGAGAUUAUAGAAAUAUGCAUCAUGUUACAAGAAACUUGUAAAUAAAAUAAGAUAAAAUGAAUGAUAUGUAAUUAUUGUAGAAUAUUGCUGUUAACCCUUAAUUUUGAAAAAUUGACCUUAUUCAGCUAAAAUGUUCUUUUGUCACAUAGUAUUUACUCAAGUUGAGUUUGAGCCUUCAUGGCGGUAGGGAGAUUAAAUAUUGAACAGCAUUACAAGAAUUUUCAGUAACAAAGCAUGAAGAACUUAACUAUUCCCUUCGUUAUAAAAAAGAAAGAGCAUAUUCUAGUAAUUAAGGAAUGCGGAUAUAAAGAAACAGUUCUAUAUUAUUUAAGAAAUAAUGACUCAUAAUGAAUGUAAAAUUAUCUGAAAUUUCUCAAGGUAAGCAUCUAUUCUGAAUCCACCGGAAGUGCAAUGAUUUGUUGUUUCUCCCUCUUUUUGCUUUGCCAUUCUAAUCUAAUGAUCGACUUCGUUUUCUAAUAUAUUAAGAGGAAGGGUACUUUCUUUCAAAAUAUACAGAACGGAAAUCUCUUCAGUCAAAAUUUGAAACUUAAAGUAAAAUAAAAUUAAUGGCAAAAAUCAAAACAAUUCUCGUAAACGUUACCCUGUAUCUUUUGGGCCUAGAAUCACCAAAUUUUAUGCUGUUUUUGCAUUUUAUUUUGAACCUUUU